AUGCCUGCAAAUGUUUCUAAAGUUGGAGUUAAAUAUCUGUUAGAAUCUGUAAUGUUAAGACUGGGUUUACGGUCUCAGAACCAACCACGCGUGCAGAUUAGUAACAUUAGUUCUAAUGAAAGUGAUGCAUUACAAGCUCCAACUCCACCGACUGCUAUACCAUUAUUAACCAUACUAAGAAGACUCCCUAGUUUAUUUCCACGUUCCUUUUCAGAAUCAUACCAAGAUUUUAAACAAUUUCAUUCAAAUCAAGAAAGGAUUCAACAAGAUUUAUUAUCGACAUUUCCAAUAUUUGAUACUACUUCACAAAAUAAUAAUGUGAUUGCUAAAUUUUUGAAAGUUCCUAUUGAUAAUCAAGGUAAUUAUAUUAAUGAAUUAUGUAUAAAACCAGCCUCGCCUAGUAAACCCUUGAAACAUUUAAUUUUUAUUCAUGGAUAUGGUGCAGGACUUGGUUUCUUCAUUAAGAAUUUAGAACAUUUAUCGUCUGUGAACAAUGAAUGGUGUAUUCAUGCAAUAGAUUUACCAGGAUUUGGAUUUUCUUCAAGACCGAAAUUUCCUUUCCAAUAUGGUAAAAUAAAUUCAUCAGAGGUUAAUACUUGGUUUCAUGCAAGAAUAUAUAAAUGGUUUGAAAAAAGAUCCUUAUUGGAGAGACCACAAAGUAAUCUCAUUGUAGCACAUUCCUUAGGUGCAUAUCUUAUGGCACAUUACGCGAAUAAAUACCCGACACACUUUAAAAAACUUGUUAUGUGUUCACCAGCUGGCGUAUGUCAUUCAAAAAAUAUUAUUCAGGACAAGUUGAAUAAAAAUAUUCAAAAGCAUGCAAAUUUGAAUCCACCUUGGUGGUAUUCAGCUUUAUGGGAUAUGAAUUUUUCACCGUUUUCUCUUAUACGUCAUUCAGGUCCAUUGGGUUCAAAGAUAACGAGUGGUUGGUCAUAUAAGAGAUUUAAAAAAUACCCAUUACAAGAUUUAAAUCAAUCUUCAUUGUCUGAAAAACAAUUUGAGUUGCUACACAGAUACACAUAUAAUAUUUUCAAUAGACCUGGAAGUGGUGAAUAUUUAUUACCAUUUGUAUUAGGUUGUGGAGGUGUCCCUAGGGACGCUUUAGAAGAUACUAUUUUCAAAAAUGUUAACGACACUAGAUUAUUUAAAGCUAAAUGUGACUGGGUUUGGAUGUAUGGUGAAAAUGAUUGGAUGAAUAAAGAUGGUGCACAAACUAUUUCUUAUAAUAUGAAUAACACAUAUGGUUCUAAUAAAAGUAAAGUAAUUAUUGUUCCAGGUGCAGGGCAUCAUCUUUACUUUGAUAAUUAUCCUUUUUUCAAUAGAGAAAUUAUAAAUGAAAUGAAUGAUAUAUGA
Maudiozyma saulgeensis is the source of this 1353-nucleotide messenger RNA. NCBI's taxonomy places the organism in Eukaryota, Fungi, Ascomycota, Saccharomycetes, Saccharomycetales, Saccharomycetaceae. The record is from the annotation of a GenBank genome assembly.